Messenger RNA from Rangifer tarandus platyrhynchus (Svalbard reindeer), 3702 nucleotides. Lineage: Eukaryota; Metazoa; Chordata; Mammalia; Artiodactyla; Cervidae. The record is from the annotation of a GenBank genome assembly.
AUGCUGGCAUCCCCGGCCCCAGAGACCGAAGUCCCCAUGUCCCAGGCGGAAGCUGACCUGCCCCUGCGGCCCCCACAGCCCCUCGCUGCGGCGGGGCCGCCCCGCCUCGGGCCCCCUCCCCGCCGGGUGCGCCGCUUCUCCGGGAAGGCUGAGCCCCGGCCGCGCUCUUCCCGUCUCAGCCGCCGCAGCUCAGUCGACUUGGGGCUGCUGAGCUCUUGGUUCCAGCCAGCCUCACCCGUUCCGGAGCCCCCUGAACCGCCGGACUCCGCUGGUUCCGGCCCGGCGAUGAGCCCACCGCCCAGUGCCGAAGAGCCCUCUGAGGGCACGUGGACCGCGGGCGCCCCGGUGAAGCCUGCAGACUCCGAGGGUUCAGAGCCCGCGGGCUCCACAGGAGGGUCGGGGUCCCGGGAACAGCCGAGGAUCACCGAGGCGGCGGCAGCCCGGGAGCGGCGGCGGGAGCAAGAGGAAAAAGAGGACACGGAGACCCAGGCUGUGGCAACGUCCCCGGACGGCCGAUACCUCAAGUUUGACAUCGAGAUUGGACGUGGCUCGUUCAAGACGGUGUAUCGAGGGCUGGACACCGACACCACGGUGGAGGUGGCCUGGUGUGAGCUGCAGACUCGUAAACUGUCUCGAGCCGAGCGGCAGCGAUUCUCAGAGGAGGUGGAGAUGCUCAAGGGGCUGCAGCACCCCAACAUCGUCCGCUUCUACGACUCCUGGAAGUCGGUGCUGAGGGGCCAGGUUUGCAUCGUGCUGGUCACCGAACUCAUGACCUCUGGCACGCUCAAGACAUACCUGAGGCGGUUCCGCGAGAUGAAACCACGAGUCCUUCAGCGCUGGAGCCGCCAAAUCCUGCGUGGGCUCCAUUUCCUACACUCCCGGGUACCCCCCAUCCUGCACCGAGAUCUCAAGUGUGACAACGUCUUUAUCACCGGCCCUACGGGCUCCGUUAAGAUCGGGGACCUGGGCCUGGCCACGCUCAAGCGCGCCUCCUUCGCCAAGAGCGUCAUCGGGACCCCGGAGUUCAUGGCCCCAGAGAUGUACGAGGAAAAGUACGACGAGGCCGUGGACGUGUACGCGUUUGGCAUGUGCAUGCUGGAGAUGGCGACCUCGGAAUACCCCUACUCAGAGUGCCAGAAUGCCGCUCAAAUCUACCGCAAGGUCACCUCGGGCACGAAGCCCAACAGCUUCUACAAGGUGAAGAUGCCCGAGGUAAAGGAGAUCAUUGAAGGCUGCAUCCGCACGGAUAAGAAUGAGAGGUUCACCAUCCAAGACCUUCUGGCUCACGCCUUCUUCCGCGAGGAGCGCGGCGUCCAUGUGGAGUUGGCGGAGGAGGACGACGGAGAGAAGCCGGACCUCAAGCUCUGGCUGCGCAUGGAGGACGCGCGGCGAGGGGGGCGCCCACGGGACAACCAGGCCAUCGAGUUCUUGUUCCAGCUGGGCCGGGACGCGGCCGAGGAGGUGGCUCAGGAGAUGGUGGCCCUGGGCUUAGUGUGUGAAGCUGAUUAUCAGCCAGUGGCUCGUGCAGUGCGUGAACGGGUUGCUGCCAUCCAGCGAAAGCGUGAGAAUCUGCGCAAAGCUAGGGAGUUGGAGGCCCUCCCCCCAGCGCCAGGACCCCCACCAGCCGCUGUCCCCACGACUCCUGGUCCCUCCGGUGCCUUCCCUCCUGAGCCCGAGGAGCCAGAGGCAGACCAACACCAGCCCUUCCUCUUCCGCCAUGCCAGCUAUUCAUCUACCACCUCGGAUUGCGAGACUGAUGGCUACCUCAGCUCCUCCGGCUUCCUGGAUGCCUCAGACCCUGCCCUUCAGCCUCCUAGUGGGGUGCCAUCCAGCCCCGCUGAGUCCCAUCUCCGCCUGCCCGCGGCUUUCGCUUUAUCCAUUCCACGUUCUGGCCCCGGCAAUGACUUUUCCCCUGGAGAGAGUUAUGCCUCAGAUGCAGCAUCAGGCCUUAGUGAUGUGGGAGAAGGGAUGGAACGGAUGAGGAGACCCCCAGGGAAAAACCUCCGGCGUAGACCCCGAUCCCGGCUUCGGGUCACAAGUGUCUCAGACCAGAAUGACAGAGUGGUUGAAUGCCAGUUGCAGACGCACAACAGCAAGAUGGUGACCUUCCGAUUUGAUCUGGAUGGGGACAGCCCAGAAGAGAUUGCAGCUGCCAUGGUGUAUAAUGAGUUCAUUCUGCCCUCGGAGCGAGCUGGAUUCCUGAACCGGAUUCGGGAGAUUAUCCAGCGAGUGGAGACCUUGUUGAAGAGAGAUACUGGCCCUGUGGAGGCCACUGAAGACCCUCUGAGUACCCAGGAGGAGCCAACACCACUGCCUGCUCUCCUGGGGUACCCCCCAGAUCCACCUAGGGCAGAGCUCCAGAGCAGCACCUCCCUGGAGCAGAGAUCCUGGGCAGCUUUCUCUGCCUCCACAUCUCCUGGAACCUCCUUGUCUUCUGGAAACUCCUUUUCUCCUGGAACCCCUGUUUUCCCAAGUCCCAUCCUUCCCAUCACUUCUCCCCCAUGUCAUCUCAGCCCCUCCUCAUUCUCCCCAGUUUCUCCUCAGGCCUCCUCAAAUCUCUCUCCACACCCCCCAAGCUGCCCACUUCCAUUCCCCCCCAGUGCACCCCAGUUUCCAGUCCCAUCUCAGUUUCCACAGAGUUCUCUCCUGCCCGAUGGUUUCCAGGUCACUCUCACUCCUCCCUCCUUUCCCCCCUGCCCCUCUGCUUGUCCCCUCCCCUCCACCACUGCAGCCCCUCUCCUCUCUCUGGCCAGUGCCUUCUCUCUGGCUGUGAUGACCGUGGCUCAGUCCCUGCUGUCCCCGGCCCCUGGGCUCCUGUCCCAGUCUCCUCCAGCUCCUCCUGGUCCUCUCCCUAGCCUGCCCCCUCCCAUUCCCAGUACUCCUUGUGGCCAGGAGCGGCCUUCAUCGCUGACAGCUGAGAUGGAGAGUGAGGCCUCUCCGAAUCUUGGUCAGUCACUUCCGGGUGAAGCCAGAUUGGCGCCCAUCUCGGAAGAGGGAAAGCCUCAGCUUGUUGGGCGCUUCCAAGUGACUUCAUCCAAGGAGCCAGCUGAGCCCCUUCCCCUGCAGCUGGCAUCCCCAACUCCCUCUGGCUCCCCGAAGCCUCAAACCCCUCAGCUGACCUCGGAGAGCUCGGACACGGAGGACAGUGCUGGAGCCAGGCCAGAGGCCAGGGAGGCUCUGGCUGAAAGUGACCGUGCAGCUGAGGGCCUAGGGGCUGGAGCUGAAGAGGAAGGGGACGAUGGGCAGGGACCCCAAGCAGGGGGCAGCCCUCCACCCCUGAGCCAUCCCAGCCCAGUGUGGAUGAGCUACUCCUGUAACAGCCUGUGUCUGAGCAGUGAGGAGUCAGAGAGCAGUGGAGAGGACGAGGAAUUCUGGGCUGAGCUGCAGAAUCUUCGGCAGAAGCACUUGGCAGAGGUGGAGGCACUACAGACACUACAGAAACAGGAAAUCGAGGACUUGUACAGCAGGCUUGGGAAGCAGCCCCCGCCAGGGAUCGUGGCCCCCGCUGCUAUGCUGUCCAGCCGCCAGCGCCGCCUCUCCAAGGGCAGCUUCCCCACCUCACGGCGCAACAGCCUGCAGCGUUCUGAGCCCCUGGGCCCUGGCAUCAUGCGAAGGAACUCCCUGAGCGGCAGCAGCACCGGCUCCCAGGAGCAGCGGGCAAGCAAGGGGGUGACAUUCGCCGGGGAUGUUGGCAGGAUGUGA